Molecule: messenger RNA, 1778 nt
Organism: Hippocampus zosterae (dwarf seahorse)
Lineage: Eukaryota; Metazoa; Chordata; Actinopteri; Syngnathiformes; Syngnathidae
Product: transforming growth factor beta-1-induced transcript 1 protein-like
Exons: 12
Coding region: 228-1694 (488 amino acids)
Biological process (GO): actin cytoskeleton organization; muscle structure development
Cellular component (GO): stress fiber; adherens junction; filamentous actin
Molecular function (GO): muscle alpha-actinin binding; actin binding
Source: RefSeq, a predicted model, not a curated record
CGCCUUCCCGGCUGCGAGGAGGCAUUACACAGGAAGAGGGAAGGAGUAAGUGAAAAAAAAAAUGACGAGAUGCCCUCCUCCUCUUCCUCCUGUGUGGGCGAAUAACGGUGCAUGAGAAGUUAUUGCAGCCAGACAAUAGCGCCAGUCCAUAUUACACACACACAUACACACACACAAUACACACACACUUACACACGCGCUCGGGAGCCAAGCUGGGGUGUUCCACGAUGGAGGAUUUGGGAGUGCCUGAGCCACUUAACUACCCUCUCAGUCCUCGUAUUGUUGUCUUUGACGCCCUCCUGGCCGAUUUGGAGAGCACGGGCUCCCCUCUGGCUCGUUGCCCGGUCCUCCUUACGUCGGAUCCGCCGAUGCACGCUGACCCGGUCGCGCAGAACCCAGCCGAGGUUCGCCCACCGCCGCCAGCCUACACCCCACAGCAGACGGUUUCUGCAGCCAUGAAGUCCUCCCAAAAUUCCAAGCCAGACAAACUGUACAGUACAGUGUGUAAAUCCCGCUGUCCCCGCUCAGCCGAUCCUCCUCCUCCUCCUACUCCGGCCUUCUCCUCCUCCUCGCUGCUAGGAGGAGGUCUGAGCGAACUGGACCAUUUACUACAGGAGCUGAACGCCACCCAGUUCAAUAUCACAGAUGAGAUCCUGGCCCAAUUUCCCACUUCUAAAGAUGACAAGAUAAAGGCCUCAGCUGUCUCCAACUGUGUCAAGCCUUCAGCGACAUCCGCCACGCUGGAGUUGGACAAACUGAUGGCAUCUCUCUCCGACUUCCGUGUCCAAAGCACACCGGCUGUGCCCGUGAGUCCGCUGAUCACGACAACGACACCAACAAGCGCGGCAGGACCACCGCAGCAGCAGCAGGAACAGGAACAGCUGACGGUCCCUCCGCAAGUUACAUCGGGCGGCUCGUUGGACAGCAUGCUGGGGCUCCUCCAAUCCGAUUUGAGCCGACAAGGGGUUCAAACGUCUUCCAAAGGAAACUGUUCGGCCUGUCAGAAGCCGGUCGUGGGACAGGUGGUGACGGCCCUGGGUAAGGUGUGGCACCCCGAGCACUUUGUGUGCACGGAAUGCGAGACGGAGUUGGGCAGCCGCAACUUCUUUGAGAAGGACGGGCGGCCGUACUGCGAGUCGGACUACUUCACGCUCUUCUCGCCUCACUGCGCGCACUGCAACAAGCCCAUACUCAAUAAAAUGGUGACUGCCCUGGACAAGAACUGGCACCCUGAGUGCUUCUGCUGCGUCAAGUGCGGCAGCACGUUUGGUGACGAAGGCUUCCACGACCGCGAGGGCCAGCAGUACUGCCAGCAGUGCUUCCUGACUUUGUUCGCCUCCCGCUGUCAAGGCUGCAGCCAGCCCAUCCUGGAAAACUACAUCUCGGCCCUCAACUCUCUGUGGCACCCGCAGUGCUUCGUCUGCAGGGAGUGUUACAGCCCCUUUGUCAACGGCAGCUUCUUCGAGCAUGAGGGCAAGCCGCUCUGCGAGGCCCACUACCAUCAGUCGCGGGGCAGCGUGUGCCAAGCGUGCCAGCAGCCCAUCCUGGGCCGCUGCGUCACCGCCAUGGGGGCCAAGUUCCACCCCCAUCACCUGGUGUGCCACUUCUGCCUCAAGCCGCUGAGCAAAGGCUGCUUCAAGGAGCAGGAGAACAAGCCCUACUGCCAUCCGUGCUUCAUCAAGCUCUUCGGCUAAGGAUGCGGACCACCUGCUCACCCCUGACCCCCCCCCCCCACCUCUUCUAAAAGGUUAUGGUCACACUAAGUGAAGGGAGCAGCU